Molecule: messenger RNA, 1120 nt
Organism: Eriocheir sinensis (Chinese mitten crab)
Lineage: Eukaryota; Metazoa; Arthropoda; Malacostraca; Decapoda; Varunidae
Exons: 8
Coding region: 1-831 (276 amino acids)
Biological process (GO): homophilic cell-cell adhesion; dendrite self-avoidance; axon guidance
Cellular component (GO): axon; plasma membrane
Molecular function (GO): cell-cell adhesion mediator activity
Source: RefSeq, a predicted model, not a curated record
AUGGGGACACACUUGGCUAGCCGGGCCUCAGACAGUGAGUGCCGGGUGCAGCAGGAGGCGCUAACUCUCCCCUACCCGCUGUUUGUCGCGCUGAACAUUGGCCCGGCGCUUGUGGCUGCCUUUCUUGGCUCUUAUGUGGAGUACACAGGCUUUGAGUCAAUGCUGUGUGAUGCUGUUGCUCUCAUGUGCCCAGCGAUAUCAAAAACCCGUGGCUGCCGGCAGUGGCAUCCCGCAGGUCAAGUGUUACCUGAAUGGCGCCAAGGUGUCCCGUGUGGUGAGGAUCAAGACCCUGAUGAGCAAGGCCGUGGGGGUGACCUUCUCUGUGCUGGGAGGCCGGGUCGUGGGAAAGGUCAGGUCGUGGGCAAGGUCUGUGGCCGUGAGCUGACCACCAAGAUGCUGCUGCCCACGGUGCCGGCCAUGGCCAAGGGCAGGGUGGCCAGGACUACAGAUGAUGGGCCACUCCUAGACAAAGAGGACCUGGACACACUGUUCUGCGGCACCAGCAGCAGCAGCCUGCACAUCCAUGGCCUGCAGGAGGAGGACGAGGGGACGUACAGGUGCUGGGCGGAGAACAGGGACCUGGACACACUGUUCUGCGGCACCAGCAGCAGCAGCCUGCACAUCCAUGGCCUGCAGGAGGAGGACGAGGGGACGUACAGGUGCUGGGCGGAGAACAGGGACCUGGACACACUGUUCUGCGGCACCAGCAGCAGCAGCCUGCACAUCCAUGGCCUGCAGGAGGAGGACGAGGGGACGUACAGGUGCUGGGCGGAGAACAGGGAGGACUCGCCGUGGCCCACAUACAGGUCCAAGUUGCUCCGAGGUUUCUGAGGCAGCCGGCCAACGCUCUCUGCCUAUGAGAAGGAGAACGUGGAGCUGGAGUGCAGCGUGUACGGCCAGCCAGAGCCCUCGCUCCACUGGCUCAAGAACGGCGAGCUGCUGGUGGAGACGGAAUACCUUCAGAGAACGCGUCCAGAACGUGAGUGCAGCUCCUCCAGCGAGGGACGGGAUGAAUACAAGACCCAGAUCAGCGACCUAAGUCCCGGGAGUAACUACAUGGUGCGGGUGGCGGCCCACACCUCCGGCGGCCUGGUGGGCGCCUCCAUACACGAGGUGCGGG